Messenger RNA from Morus notabilis, 1029 nucleotides. RefSeq names its product peptide deformylase 1B, chloroplastic. NCBI's taxonomy places the organism in Eukaryota, Viridiplantae, Streptophyta, Magnoliopsida, Rosales, Moraceae. Gene Ontology annotation, biological process: peptidyl-methionine modification. The record is from RefSeq and is a predicted model, not a curated record. The transcript is spliced from 7 exons. The coding region runs from base 58 to 927 and encodes 289 amino acids. Gene Ontology annotation, molecular function: peptide deformylase activity. Gene Ontology annotation, cellular component: chloroplast; mitochondrion.
GUAAUUGACUUUGACACACACAGAAACAGUACACAAAACCGCCAUUUUUGUGUGGGCAUGGAUUGCUUGGCUCGGCUCCACCCAAUUUUCUCACCGUUUGCCUUCUUCUCCUCCUCCUCUUCCUUUCGCCGGUUGAGCUUUCCCGCCAUUUCACGUAGCUUCACCGGUUCACCCUCGACCGGCCGGUUCGCCUCCAUGCCCGGUGCUCCACUGGUCCCGGUCGUUGCGCAGGCCAGGCGGGGCUCUUCCCUCAAAGAAGACGAAGUCGCUUCUCUUUCGUUCUUUUUGUUUCCAUGGAUAUUUGCAUUUUCAGCUGCUGAUCUUCAAUUUGAGCCGCCACUCAAAAUCGUGGUAUACCCGGACCCUAUACUGAGAGCGAAGAACAAGCGGAUUGAUUCCUUCGACGAUAAUCUGAAGAAAUUAGUCCACGAAAUGUUCGACGUAAUGUACAAAACUGAUGGCAUUGGGCUUUCGGCUCCCCAAGUAGGAAUGAAUGUUCAACUUAUGGUGCUUAACCCUGCUGGUGAACGUGGCGUUGGAGAGGAAAUUGUUCUUGUAAACCCAAGAGUCAGCAGAUAUUCGAAGAAAAUGGUGCUUUUUAAUGAAGGUUGCUUGUCCUUCCCGGGCAUUUAUGCUGACGUUCAGAGACCAGAAUCUGUAAAGAUUGAUGCACGGGAUGUUAAUGGUGCAAGGUUUACAGUCAACUUAUCUGGUCUUCCUGCACGGGUUUUCCAACAUGAGUUUGACCAUUUGCAGGGUGUACUUUUCUUUGAUAGAAUGACUGAAGGAGUUCUUGAUGGUAUACGUGCGCAGUUACAGUCCUUAGAAAAGAAGUACGAGGAUAAGACAGGAUUUCCAAGUCCUGAAAGGAUCGAUGAAACCCGCAAAAAGAAAAAGGUUGCUGUUGGUUUUGGAAAAUCAUCAUGAUAGUGUUUCCAUGGAAAUAUCAGGUUUUAAUAAUUUCCUUGGUCUUGGAAGAGUUGGCCGCAGAUGAUGCUCCGCACCUUUAGCAAACCAUAUUUUUCCUGU